Cucumis melo (muskmelon) is the source of this 860-nucleotide messenger RNA. Its product is annotated as HVA22-like protein f. Bases 75 to 668 code for a protein of 197 amino acids. NCBI's taxonomy places the organism in Eukaryota, Viridiplantae, Streptophyta, Magnoliopsida, Cucurbitales, Cucurbitaceae. The transcript has 5 exons. The record is from RefSeq and is a predicted model, not a curated record.
UCAUCAUUAUAAGUUGAAAUAUAAAUAAUUAUAAUAGUUAGCUUUUUAGCUCGUAAAGUUUCUUCGUUUUCAAAAUGGGGUUUUUUGAAAGAGCCACCGUUCACUUUUUGCAUGCAGCAAUCGGGUCUGCCAUUGUGCUUCUCUAUCCACUGUAUGAAUCGAAAUUGGCAAUGGAGAAACCUUCAUCUCGAGAACAUCAACAAUGGUUGACAUACUGGGUUUUGCUUUCAUUGCUCACCCUUUUCGAGCUUUAUUUGUCCACCAUUAUUUCAUGGAUUCCACUUUGGCCUUAUAUAAAGUUGGUGUUUUGCUUGUGGUUGGCGCUGCCAAGUUUCAAGGGUGCAGCUUAUGUUUUUGAGAAUAUUGCAAUGAAAUACAUCAAGGUUGAAGAUAUUGAAGAGAACCCCGAAAGAGAUUUAGAGGAGGAAAAGAAAGAAAAAGAGGACAUGAAGAAGAAAGCAAAAGAGGACAUGAAGAAGAAAGACGAUGAAGACGAAGCUGUUGAUGAAGACGAAGAUGAUGAGGAGGACGAGGACGAGGAUGAGGCCGUGAGCACACGCGAUGAAAAGAAAGUCUUUCGUGCUUGGAAAUUGGUGGAUGAUUACAUUGAAAAAAAUGGAGCUGAUUCUUUAGAAAAGAUUGUCAAAGCUGGUUUACAAGGCAACUGAGGCAACUUCACCAGCAGAAGACAAUAUGAGAGGAGGAAUAAUAAAAAUAAUUAGAGCAUUUGCAAUAAUGUAUAUAUGCAAUAUGAUACACAUAUACAAAUAAUUAAUGUAUGAAUUAUAUUUAUUUUAUACUCCACUUAUUAUACUUUGUCGAAUUAGCUUAAUAUUCAAUCCAUUUCAUUUAUGUGUGUA